AUGGUGGUCUCGUUUUUGCCAUCAGCUUAUCAAAGCGACGUUCUCACGAGUAUAGCGGGCACUGGCGUAACUCUCGUGAAUUUAAGGCUUUCCCUAAUCUUUUUGAAAGACAUCGAUCCUGAAGAGUCCGCUUUUCAAGGGAAAAUCAAAAUGCAUGGGUAGCAUGGAGUAAUAAUGAUGGCACGUCGACGAGGUCGAGGAGAUGGCCUAGGGUGAGAUCUAAUGUGUGCUGUUUUUCUCGCCUGGUGGGGUCCGAGUCACAUCGCGAGCUGGGAAAGACAACAGAGUAGGAAAAUGCUGCAACUCUUUGGGAUGAUACCGGGAACAUACAGUAUGGCAAUGUGAAGAGGACAUUGGAACAGUAGAUAGGUAGUAAGUUAUAGGUAAGUAUACAUUUACUAGUACAUUUUUCACUAGACGGAGAACUUGAUAUCUUUAAGUGAAAAACUUUUUCAUCCUCCACCUCGACCUCCAUUUUUCUAACCCUUAAACCGACAACAGCAAAAAGUCUCAGAGAAAGCGGUUUCACGGCACCAAGCAAAAGAGCGCUGUGACAGGAGAGUACGAAGUAGUUUUUUCGCAUAAAGAGGCAGCGGCACGGGUCCUAUACUCGAACCUGUGCAGUGCGCUGAUGUGCAUGAGUGUGCUGAGCAUAGUGGUCUUGGUGUUAUGGUGGAUUGUAAAAUUAGAAUGUCAAUAACUAUAACUGCAUCUAGAACCCAUCCAACAAACUCAUGUACAUCAUGUAUUUCCCGGACUUCCCUCAACUCUACGAAGCAAAAGGUCCACCCUCCACUGAGGCGUCCACCCGCUUUCCACCUCUAACCCUCUCCGGCAUCCAGUUCGUGAUUUACGAAAAUACGCAGCUCAACUUCGGCUCCUUCAAAUACAACUAC
Amoebophrya sp. A25 is the source of this 896-nucleotide messenger RNA. Lineage: Eukaryota; Dinophyceae; Syndiniales; Amoebophryaceae. The record is from the annotation of a GenBank genome assembly.